Molecule: messenger RNA, 1879 nt
Organism: Marmota monax (woodchuck)
Lineage: Eukaryota; Metazoa; Chordata; Mammalia; Rodentia; Sciuridae
Product: homeobox protein unc-4 homolog
Exons: 3
Coding region: 1-702 (233 amino acids)
Source: RefSeq, a predicted model, not a curated record
AUGGGGCGUGGGACAGAGGAGCCGCCCCAGAUUGCCCCUCGGUACCACCCCGCCCGGCCCGCCACAUCCCCGCCCGCGCCUGGUAGCCUGAGCCCCGGAACAUUUCCAAGCCCCACAUCUGCACCCCGGCAGCGGAAAGGGGCGCGGAGCCCGCGGCUCACCUGUGCGCUGGAUCCCGGAGCGGCUCCGAGGGGCGCGGGGCGCGGGGUUCAAGCAAGCGCGGCCCGCAGACUCAAACUUUGUUGCUCUCGGGACGGCGCAGUCGUCACUUCCUCGCUGAACGGGCGGCGCAGUCUGGGCUGUGACCCAACUGCUCGCGCGGCGGCGCGCCGGGCCCUACAGCCACCAGCCCCGCCCGCGCCCGGGAUCUGCGCGCCCAGAGCCCGGGAGCUGGCUUUGGGCUCUGCGCUUCCCGGGCCGCGCGGGGAACCAGAAAGUCUGAGCGAUCUUCCACCAAAUGCAGCCGCUGGGGAAGCCUCCCUCCACCGAAUCCUCCCAGAGCCGUGGAAUUGUGUUCGGAGGAGCCGCGCCGAGGUAUUCAUACCUCCGAUGGCCUUUGACUUCCAUCAUGUCAAAACUCAGCAGGAAUGCCACAAGAUAUGCUUUUUAGCCUACAAUUCGUUGGAGCCCCGACACAGACCAAGACUGAAGGAACUUCAGGCGUUGACAACUUUGGAGGUGGUGUCAAGCUCCGUGGUUUAAAGUAGGACAAUCUCCUGUGACCUCAAUCCUGAGGGAGAAGGAAUACAACUGCAGAACUCUCGAAGGGGGCUCUGCUGCUUGGCAAGCUGUCACCUCCCCAGAAGCCUGACCACCCAGGGAAACUUCUGCAUCUGUGGCUUAUUGUUUUGUGGCUUUGAUUCUUCAGUUCAGCCAUUGUCUGCCAAGAUGUUUGCAUUUGGAAGUUCUUCAUUAUGCCUUUGAGAAAAUGAUUUCACAUUUUUCUCUCUGAAUCCUGUAUUCAUCAAUCGUUUUAGGUUGAUGGCAAAAUUAGUUUUCAUUUCCUUGGGCAUGGGUUUUGUCUGGUUGUUGAUUUUUUUUGGUAUAUUUGGUAUAUUUGUUCUCAGGUUUGUCAGUAAAUCUUUCAAUUUUUUAUUUAUCUGGACCUUUUCCAAAAUAACAAAUUCACUUUAUUUAAAAAAUCAAACUCUGUUUCACCUAGUGAAUUUUUCUAGGAUUUAAAUUUAGCAUACCUGGAAGAACAGGACCCAAAAGAUAAUUGAAACCAGACACAUCUUUUCUCAGGUAGCCAUAACUUUAUCCCUUUUUGAACCAAAUCUCCUAAACAAUGUAGUCAAGAAGGGCUAAAUGUGUAAAUUUCUAUGAGGAGAUAAUCACCUUCCUUAAGGGAGAAACAGUUAAAAUCUAGCCUUCACUUUUUAGUAAGUCAACUCACACAAUAUGCAAGCACAGCUCAGUCAUUCUUCCAAGGGAGAUUUUUGAAGCUGAUCUGUGACUAUUUUCUGUUAUCCAAUAAGUGGAAAUAACAUCCAUCAUCCAGAAAGUCAAAGUGUGGUUACAAAAAAAAAAAAAAAAAAAAAAAAAACCCACAGAGUAUAUGAACUCUUAGUGGUAAAAACUCCACUGUCAUUUCAAGGUUUCAAGGUGUGGGUUAGGAUGAUCUGAAGCCCACACAGUGGCAUGGGGUCUUGGGCCAUCUCACUGUGAGGAUGCUUUAACGGAAAUAACUGAGUUACCAACUUGUAUAUAAAUGUGUUUUCUUUUUCUUUUUUGGAAUAGUAAAUUUCACAUAUUAUUGAAAGCCAUGAGAUUUUGCUAAUCUAGGUGAAAUGGUUUGUGUAAUAUGAUGGUCCUUUGGAUAAAGAGUUCAUGUAAGAAAAGAGAUGCAUUUGUAUUUUUUCAAAUAAUAAAACUUUAC